AACACUUUCUAUUAUGAAGAUGGGUUAGAGAAUGUCUUCAACGAGAAUGGAGAGAAAGUUGUAGACCCCAUGGAGGGUAUAUUGACAGAUAUCAUUGAUCCAAGCAUAAUUCUCACCACAAUAACGAGCCAACAAGCUGCCUAUCUGGCUGCUAAACCAGAAGACAUCAAGUAUACCGAAAUGGAAGAAGGACCUGACAAUAAGGUCAAAUUAGCGAAGGCACCAGUUAAUAGUACAUACAGAAACUACGACGACCACAUGAGAGAGGAGUUCAUCGACCGAAUGAUCGAAGGUCCUGUCAAAAGAGGAAGAUUAAGGUAUCAUCGUAUGAGUACCUUUUCGGAACAUUGCCCCCUUCUUCCAAUCAAGACCCGCUGCAGUUAA
Molecule: messenger RNA, 384 nt
Organism: Gilbertella persicaria
Lineage: Eukaryota; Fungi; Mucoromycota; Mucoromycetes; Mucorales; Choanephoraceae
Exons: 1
Source: RefSeq, a predicted model, not a curated record